Molecule: messenger RNA, 738 nt
Organism: Lottia gigantea (owl limpet)
Lineage: Eukaryota; Metazoa; Mollusca; Gastropoda; Lottiidae
Exons: 2
Biological process (GO): regulation of DNA-templated transcription
Molecular function (GO): RNA polymerase II cis-regulatory region sequence-specific DNA binding; DNA-binding transcription factor activity, RNA polymerase II-specific
Source: RefSeq, a predicted model, not a curated record
AAGCCAUUUAUCUGUGGCAUUUGCUCAAAGGCAUUUGGUCAGCAUUCGAACAUCAUUCUCCAUAUGCGGUCACACACUGGAGAGAAACCCUACAUAUGUGAUGUUUGUUCGAAAGGCUUCAGCGGUAAAAGUGAUUUAAACAGACAUAAAAAUAUCCAUUCGGUCAUAAAAAAAUACUGGUGUGACGACUGCAAGAGAGGCUUUAAUGACAACAGUGGAUUUCGACGUCACAAACUCAUCUACCAUAGCGCAAUAUCAAAAAAAUGCACUAUUUGUCCAAAAUCAUAUCUUGCACAAAAAGAUCUAGAUCGGCAUAUGAAGACCCACAACAAACCAGAGAAGAAACCAAAUCCCACCAAAGAUUCACCUACUAUGGUUCCAGAAAAACCCCUUGCUAAAGAAGAUUCCAAACCUCAUAAAUGUGAGCAGUGUAAUUUUGCCUGCUCGAAAAGAAGCAACUUACGUAAGCAUAUAGCUUACGUCCAUUGCUUGGAAAGAUUCUAUAAAUGUGAUAUCUGCUUUAAAGGCUUCAAAUCCAGCUGGGCGUUAAAGAGACACAAGCAGGUUCAUUCAGAAGAGAAGAUUUUCCAGUGUGAAUUAUGCGAGAAAGGUUUCAAUGAUACGGGUAGCUUUAAAUAUCACAUGAAAUCGCACAGAGGUGAAAGGUCAUACCACUGUGAAAUUUGUGCCAAAUCGUUCAUAUUGAAGUCGGACCUAAAGAAACACAUGUCCUCUCAU